AUGGAGGGUGCCGGCGUCACCAUCUUUGUCACUGUUCAGAAGAUCUACUACCCAUUACUUUGCAUCAUGGGUAUUCCAGCCAACCUAUUCACAUUCUAUAUGAUCUGCUUCCGUAAAUGUGGGAUGUCCAACACAGCCAUCAUUUACCUGAGCUGUCUGGCCAUUGUGGACACCUUCUACCUGAUGUGGGUGAUCCUCAUUGACCUGACCCUUACCUUCUGGCUGCUGCAGCCCUUCUGGCACUCUCACCCCUGGUGUGGCAUCCUGGGAUUCCUGCAGUACGGCUCGCUUUACAGCUCCUCCUGGAUCGUGGUGGUGUUCACCAUUGAGCGUUACCUUGUCCUCCGAAGCACUGCAGCCAAGCAGCACUUCUCUCAAGCCUGGGUCACUAAACUGACCUGUAUGGCUAUUGUUCUGGUGUCACACCUUUUCUCUGUGCCACUGGGCUGGAUCAAUAUUGUCACACCUGUUAACUUUACUGUGGAUGGGGAGAAUGUGACGCUGCCCAGGUGUCGUUACCGUGAUGAGGCCUACUCUACUGUUAUAGUGUGGAUAACCACCUUCCUCUCAGGGGGAAUCCCCAUUGUGUUGGUCAUCAUCUUCAACUACCUCAUCGGAUACCACCUUUGCCGUGCCAGCAACCUCUUCACCAAGGAGGAGCGUCGUGUCAUGCGAGGGAAGAGCACCAGGGGCAUGUUGAGGAGGACCAUCCUAUUGCUGGGCACUGUCUCUGUGGCCUUUGUCGUUCUCAGCCUGCCUCGCUUUGUCACAUACUGUAUCCUGAGAACCGAGUACAACAAUGAGCACUUCAACAGAAAUGACUAUAGCAUCCCAAUCAAUGUGGCCGGAGAUUUAGCCAACAUGCUGCAGAACCUUAACUCCACCACCAACUUCCUGCUCUACUGCAUGGUCAGCCGGCGCUUCCGACGGGAGUUGGUCCAGGUGGUGACUUGUAAAGCAAAGGUGCGUGAGCUGGGCUCUGUUCUCACUCACACAACCAUGAAAGUCUUCUCAAUUGUGGAUCAUAAGGCUUCACCAUCCAGUGACCCUGUGACUGUGGUGCUUAUCAAUCUCAAACAGACAAAGUAGGAAGGAACAGAAG
Molecule: messenger RNA, 1102 nt
Organism: Lates calcarifer (barramundi perch)
Lineage: Eukaryota; Metazoa; Chordata; Actinopteri; Centropomidae
Product: probable G-protein coupled receptor 139
Exons: 2
Coding region: 1-1089 (362 amino acids)
Biological process (GO): G protein-coupled receptor signaling pathway
Cellular component (GO): membrane
Molecular function (GO): G protein-coupled receptor activity
Source: RefSeq, a predicted model, not a curated record